GCCGGGACAUGCCCCAGUGGAACCCGCAGAUGGGUAGUGAGAAAGAAAAAACAAAAACACUGCAUUCAUUGAGAUCACAAUUUGGAGGGACACUUGAAGGAUAAUCGUGUGUGGUGUGCCCCUGGGGGAAAGGGGACCCUCCAGCUGAAAGUUGUAGUGUGCCAGCGAGAGUUAGGGUGCACAGACCUGUGGCAGGGAAAAACCAGGUCCCUGGUGUCUUGUGUAAGGACACAAGAGAAAUAACCAAGCCUACAAAGUUAGAAUCUCAGACCUCAAGUUUUGUUAUGAGUUGCUAAGAUCAUGGUGAAAUGUUGCUCGGCCAUUGGAUGUGCGUCUCGCUGUUUGCCAAACUCCAAGUUAAAAGGACUGACAUUUCAUGUAUUCCCCACAGAUGAAAACAUCAAACGAAAAUGGGUAUUAGCAAUGAAAAGACUAGAUGUAAACGCUGCAGGCAUUUGGGAGCCUAAAAAGGGAGAUGUGCUGUGCUCCAGGCACUUCAAGAAGACAGAUUUUGACAGAAGCACUCCAAAUACUAAACUGAAACCUGGAGUCAUCCCUUCUGUCUUUGAGGCCCCGUAUCACCUACAGGAGAGGAGAGAAAAACUUCAUUGCAGAAAAAACUUCAUUCUCAAAACCCUUCCAGUCACUAAUCACAGUCACCAGCUUGUUGGUGCCUCGUGCAUUGAAGAAUUCCAACCCCAGUUCAUUUUUGAACAUAGCUACAGCGUUAUGGACAGUCCAAAGAAACUUAAGCAUAAAUUAGAUCAUGUGAUCAUCGAGCUAGAGAAUACCAAGGAAAGUCUACGGAAUGUUUUGGACCGAGAAAAACACUUUCAGAAAUCACUGAGGAAGACAAUCAGGGAACUAAAGGAUGAAUGUCUCAUCAGCCAAGAAACAGCCAGCAAACUGGAUGCCUUCUGUUGGGAGUGCUGUGAAAACACAGAAUGAGGCUGGAUCUGUGAAGUAAUUUCUCAUAUAGUCCAUCUGCAACUGACAUCGAUGAUGCUUCCUAGAAGACCCUCACUCCAUCACCAAAUCCUGUCAGCACUCACAGCACUUUGGAUGCCUAGCAGCAUUACACAUUAUCCCUGCUAGCCGGAAACUUACUGAAGAUGUGUAGAUUGUGUUGUGGUUAUGCUUUUGUAUGACUUGUGAUAAUUAUACAGACCUAAACUAGUGCUGGGUCACUAUUGUAAGACGGUUAAAUCUCAAAAAAGUAAGGAAAUAUAUCAAGAUGGCCUCAUUGGUUAUAGCAAUCAGAACAUCAGAAUUUUAACUUUGACUGCAUUUAUGUGUAUAUGCUUUAUAGUGAUUUUAAUUUUAAAUAUUUUACUAUAAAGCAGAAUUUGUUUACAGCACACAUUCGUCUUGCAUCCAACCCAAGGUGCUUUCGUUAUUAAUCAUGCUAAAGAGUAUUGUUCUUAAUAAGGCACUCCAUGGCACUGGCCCAGAGAAUAGCCCACAGAAAAGAUUUAUUGGCUUUUAAGAGCCAAUUAGAGGAGACUCCUGACAGGCUGACAGUUUUCUGGUACUACAUCAUUGCUCCUCACAAGGACUAGUCAGGAUAGCUUCAAACACCACAGGCUGAAAGCGCAUGUUUGACUCCAGUGAGCAGUUGUUACUGCACAAGGACGUGUCCUCCCUGCUGUUGUUUUCAUUCAGCUCUUCCAUGCACAGGGCUGCCACCAGCUGAAGAUUUGCAGUGCUCUUUUGUGGUUUUUAGGAAGGUGAUAUUACUGACACUUUGAAAACUAUAAAACAUAAGGAAAGCUAUUUCAAAUGUGGGGGUCUUGCAGUGGAAACAAACAGAACUGAUGACUGUCCAGUGACGGUACAGAAAAAGAGCAUGCAGAAGAGCUGUCUGGAAACUUCUUGCAAAAUACACAAAAGAAGAGCCUUAGCUAAUCACUGAUUGAGCCCAGUGUUAGGAAUUUUACUUCUCUCAAUUCCUUACCAAAAAACCUGCAGUUAAGAAUCACAAGUACUGUACAUUAAAAUAAAAAAUAUUAGCCAGAGUCCUACUACAUAUUAGGCACAAGUCUGAGGAUGAACUUAUUCGGAGUCUUUAGAAUGUGUGCGGCAAUUGUUUCAUUGUGUUAAGGAAUCACAUCCAGUUUUCAUUUAUUUGUUCCUUUUAACUUCAUUUGUUUUAUGUUAGUACCAUAAGGAUAUGGUCAGUUGAAGUUUGUUGUUGUUGUUGUUGUAUUUAAGAUAUUGUAUUUUCAUAUAGGACUUUAAAUCUUCCCUCUAGAAGAGAUUUUUUUUCCCAAUAUCUGAAAGAUAAUUAUUGUGCUAAGAUUGAAAUUACUGAGGUUCUUCUAUUACCCUCAAGUGUUUGGGGUUUGGUUUGGUUGGUUGGUUGUUGUUUUUUGUCUGCCUGUUAUUUAUUUUCCUUGUUUAUUUUUUAAGUCACAGUGGGUACUCUAACGAGAAGUGUGGGUAGAAUCUAAAUCCUCAGCCUGUAUGGGACAUGUAUAUUUAAGUUGGUGACUGGGCAGUGGCAAAAAGGAAAAGCGCAGCAGUGUCCAGACUUCCCCAACCCUGGCUGCCUGCAAUAAAGCAGGCCUGGAGGACUCUCAAGAGGAAGGUUCCAGUCUCUGCCCCAUUACAGUUGCACAGUCACUUUGGCUGCUGUGUCCUGUGACCUCAGUCUUUGUCCUCUCUUUCACUGGGUCUGUAUCACUGAGACAUUGGUAACUGGCUGGGAUAUCAGUAAGGACCCAGAGCCUCGCAUGUGCUCUUUACUCUUGGAGAAAUAGUUAUCAGUAGAAAUCAGACUUAAAGGUCCCUACCACCUGCCACUUAAAACAAAUGCCUGAACACAUGCCCUACCUCAGUCCUCUGCCCAGAGGUUGUAGCCCAGGUCUUCGGGGAAAGAACUGCUGUGUAUAAAGAAAGCUAAAUCGUGACCUAUCUGCAAGUCCUCAAGCAGCCUAGGCUGGCCUCAGGGCUCUAGUUUCUAAACAAGGACUGGCCUCUAGCCCCUGGAACACACUUGAGUUCCAAAGAAGAGCUAAGUGUGGUAUCUUCUCCAUUCAAGUUUAAAUUUGUGGAAAUAGACUUUGUUGCUAAAGGUACCUAUAAUUAUGCAAGUCUUUUAAUUUGAAAAAAAGGUGAAAAUACUAAAUAUAUACUUAGUUUUAGUUUUUAAAAGUAAAAUUCUGACAAGUAGUUGAAGAAUGGAAGCUAUUUAUUUGAAAAAUAAAAAUUUUGACAUGAAAGAAAA
Mesocricetus auratus (golden hamster) is the source of this 3226-nucleotide messenger RNA. It is a transcript of the gene Thap6, whose product is annotated as THAP domain containing 6. NCBI's taxonomy places the organism in Eukaryota, Metazoa, Chordata, Mammalia, Rodentia, Cricetidae. The transcript has 5 exons. The coding region runs from base 301 to 948 and encodes 215 amino acids. The record is from RefSeq and is a predicted model, not a curated record.